GGAACAAAAAAUUGUAGUUCGGAAAUGAUGUAUUUUUCGUUCCGUUUAUUUGUCGACGUUUUUUUGGUGGCGAGAACGACUGUGUUUAGUUGCUUUCAUGGGCAAAAGGUUUAGUACCUUUCUAUCUGCUGUUCGGUGGGUGACUGCGGUAAUAAAUGGGGAGAAAGGGCACAGAACCUCACUGUCGUGGUUCCAUGUGCGUGUACCGGCUUCCGUCUUCGCAUUUCACGACUGGUCGCUUUGUUUGAUCUUUUCUUGCGGCAACCCUUUUCCUCAAGAUCUCGUUUUUUGUGUGUUUCCCGAUAUACUGGUGCGUCAACCGAUGGAGAAGGUGAAGAGGCUCGAAUGAAAGGAAAUAAAAGGAGUGGCGCCUUUCUCCAUUUCAAUCAAUUCCACCGUCGACCAUCCAAGAGUAGGAAGUCAGAUCUCGUCCCCCCAAGUUGACUUUUUUAUUGCUCGUUUGUCUUCAAAUCUGAAGAAUGGUUCGUGGUAGAACAAUAAGAAGUCUUUUUUGAGUGAAACAAAAAAAUUGGCAAACUUUUAAGUCUUUGAUAAAGAGGGAAAAGCCUAGUGUUGUGGUUUCUUUUCCGGGAGCAUCAAACUUGUUGUGCUAAUUCCUUCAUCGACUAUACGAUGUCAUUAUUCUCGGUGAAGGGAGCUUGCUUUAUCCGGGACUGAGGAAUACAAGCGUUGGGAUUCAAUAUCUUCUUAAUGAACACGUACUGCUUUUGGCUGUCGAUGCGUCUGGAGAUCGACUGCAUCCUGGCAUGACUCCUGGAGAAUAAUACUUCAAAUCUUGCUACAAGUGCUUCUUUGAUGGACUGGGUUCCGAAAACUCCGUUCCCCUGGGAUUGGGAAACUCUGGAAUUAUUCAGUGGAAAAGAAAGUGAAAUUUCUAAAGCUGCACAAGUACCUGACUUGAAGAUUGAUGGUGGUGCCUUUAUUUGCAAUAGAUCUGUAUGUUCGUCUGGUCGUGGUGCCUCCUCUGGUCUGGAAUUGGGUAAUCGUUCAUCCAAAAGCUCCAUAUCAGCAUCUGUUGAUUCCCUUUCUGGGGCAGGAAAGAGAAAAUCACAGCUCAACUUUGAUUCCGCUGGAAGGGCCCCUCAUAACCUGGACAAUAAUAUUAUUGCAAGGGUUGAGGAUUCUGGAACUUCGACUGUACCAGUCGUUGCAGACCACCCUAAGGAACCACUUACAGGUUUAAAGCUUGGGCCAACUUACUUCGAAGAUGUUGCUUCGGUGAACAACAUCAAAAACUUGUCUUCCUCAGCUACUAUGACCUCAUCGGCUGCCUUAGCCAAGAAAUCUAGGGUGUCUCAACAGAACUUACAGAGUCCUUAUUGCCAGGUUGAAGGUUGUAACAUUGACCUUACAACAGCGAAAGACUAUCAUCGCAAACAUAGAGUCUGUGAAAGCCAUUCAAAGUCUCCCAAGGUGAUUGUAGCUGGUAAAGAGCGCAGGUUUUGUCAACAGUGUAGCAGGUUCCAUGAUUUGUCCGAGUUUGAUCAGAAAAAGCGGAGUUGCCGAAGACGUUUAUCAGAUCAUAAUGCACGUCGCAGAAAGCCACAGCCAACAGCAAUCUCAUUCAAUUCUUCUAGGCUUUCUUCAUCAUAUUAUGAUGAUAGACAUCAGAUGAACCUUGUUUUUGGUCGAGCUCCUCUGGGUCAUGUGACAACCACUGUAAGUUUCCCACGGAAUAACUUAGGCAGCUUCAAGCUUCUUCAAGCUAAAGAGUCUUGGACAAAGUCAAAUAAAGCAGGAUGCACUGAUGGGCAGCUACAAUUUUCCAGCAUAUGUCAACCAAACAAUUCUUCUACUCUUAAUCAUGACUUGGACAGACUCUUGUCAUUCAAGGGCACAGCAGCCGAGGUCCUCAAUCAAGAUCUGGAAGCAUCUGCAUUUGCAUCUAACACGAACAUAACACCGGAUCUUCGGCGUGCUCUCUCUCUUCUGUCAAAUGAUUCUUGGUUAGCUGGACCAAGUUCUAUGAAGUUUGUAAAUACACAGAAUGCGAGUACCACUCAGCCUGCAGUGAACAUGGCUGAUUCAACGGCAGGUAUCUUGCAAGAUGAGCAGCCACUGGAACAUCUGAUGAUGCUGCCAGUUCACCUGCAAAUCGGUGAGUUCCAGGAGUUUCAGCUGCUUAAAGCACCCUUCCAAACCUCUUUUUUUGACUCCACUCGGAUUCACUGAUGUCUACAAUCGGAUGACCACUGGAUUGUCUGAACUCAAGGUGAUACUUUUGCUGGCCCAAUUUGUUUACACUACAACCUCAAUGGAUCGAGAAAUUCCAGAUGCUGGGCAACCUUGCACUGAUGGCCUUUGUGCCAUCCGAUAUUAUCAGUUAGUGAAUAAUCCAAGUUCAAAACUGCUUUCUUCUCCUCGUCCAGGUCGAAAUGCUUUGGUGAAGAAUGAAAUGCAAUGAGCGUCGUCAUUUGAUCUAUUUUUUUCUAGUUAGUGGUAGCUGAUGAUGACAGCCAAUAUUAAGUUAUUAUGAUUGCGAACUUUUCGGACUUAGCUGCUGCUGUUACAGUUGUAUUCUGAAUGAAAUAUGGUCAUGAAGCUGUUCUUGUCAUUUGA
Messenger RNA from Musa acuminata AAA Group (dessert banana), 2580 nucleotides. RefSeq names its product squamosa promoter-binding-like protein 12. The transcript has 7 exons. Gene Ontology annotation, cellular component: nucleus. NCBI's taxonomy places the organism in Eukaryota, Viridiplantae, Streptophyta, Magnoliopsida, Zingiberales, Musaceae. The record is from RefSeq and is a predicted model, not a curated record. Bases 817 to 2193 code for a protein of 458 amino acids. Gene Ontology annotation, molecular function: DNA binding.